This is a messenger RNA of Hippocampus comes (tiger tail seahorse), 1071 nucleotides long. It is a transcript of the gene plekhg2, whose product is annotated as pleckstrin homology domain containing, family G (with RhoGef domain) member 2. The record is from RefSeq and is a predicted model, not a curated record. Gene Ontology annotation, molecular function: guanyl-nucleotide exchange factor activity; small GTPase binding. The coding region runs from base 295 to 1071 and encodes 258 amino acids. The transcript is spliced from 8 exons. Lineage: Eukaryota; Metazoa; Chordata; Actinopteri; Syngnathiformes; Syngnathidae. Gene Ontology annotation, biological process: regulation of actin filament polymerization.
UCCUCCCUCCCUCCAUCCGUCCCUUCCUCCCCCGCGGCUCGCUCAGUCGCAGCGGAUCGGACGCCGCCGUGCAGGGCGCCCGCGCGGACUUGGUCGAGCCGCGGCGGCGGGUGAGACUCGCUUGCGCCGAGGAAACGUCACGCGGGCCGAUGGAGCCUUCCGGAGCUUUUUGGAGCGCUGGCGUGCGAGCCGAGGGGUCGCGCGCGCGCGCGUGAGUGGCAAGAAAUUGCGCGGAGGCGACGAAGGCUCAUCUGGAAGGCAGGUUACUUCCUGUUCCUGUGACCUCAUCGCAUCAUGCCUGAGGGUUCGCGUCGCGGGAGUUCCAGAUCGUCCAGCAAUGCCGGUGCCAGGCGUCCGUCCUCGGUGUCGUCGCUGAGCGGGAUCGUGGGCAGGCUGAUGUCACCGGGCGAGCGAGGAGCCUCGUCGUCGUCGUGCACCUCGGUCAACACGGUCUGCUCGGACGGCGAGCGGCCGGCCUCCCUCUCGCUCUCGUCGUCCGCCUCGUCGGCGUCCCUGCAGGACGCCUCGUCCUCGUCCUCGUCCUCGUCGCUCCCUUACGGCGCCGUGCCCGCCUACGACGCCGCCGCCGCCGCCUCCUCCUCGCGCCCGCCCGAGAGCGACCGGUCCGACAUCAGCCUGGACCUCACCCCGCUGGCGGCGGGAGGGGGCGCGGCGAAGGGGGGGCGCCCGGCCGAUCCUGCGCCCCGCCAGCUGUCUCGGCUGGAGAGAGUCGUCAUGGAGAUCGUGGAGACGGAGCGGGCCUACGUCAGGGAUCUCAAGAGCAUCGUGGAGGACUACCUGGGCUGCAUCAUCGAGUGCGACGCGCUCGCCGUCGACCCGGAGCAGGUCAGCGCUCUGUUUUGCAACGUCGAGGACAUCUACGAGUUCAACAGUGAACUGCUGGAGGACUUGGAGAGAAGUCAGCACGCCGCCGCCAUCGCCGACUGCUUUGUGGAAAGGAGUGAAGCGUUCGACAUCUACACGCUGUACUGCAUGAACUACCCCAACUCGGUGUCAGUUCUGAGGGAGUGCAUGAAGAACCAGAGGCUGGCACUCGCUGUCCCUAAAUAG